Molecule: messenger RNA, 1119 nt
Organism: Candidula unifasciata
Lineage: Eukaryota; Metazoa; Mollusca; Gastropoda; Stylommatophora; Geomitridae
Source: the annotation of a GenBank genome assembly
AUGGAAGGAGUGGAAGAUCCAGGUGUGAGUCGCUUUCGCGAAUAUUUACGUAUCAAUACAAUGCAGCCAACCCCAGAUUAUGAUGCCGCACUGGACUUUUUGCGGAAACAAGCAGAGGCAAUAGGGCUUGAAUUCCGUGUCCUGGAGAGUGGGGUCAAAGAUAAGCCAAUAGGACUCAUUACCUGGAAGGGCACACGACCAGAGCUGAAAUCUGUCCUGCUCACCUCUCACAUGGAUGUAGUUCCAGUGUUUGAGGAACAUUGGAAGUACCCACCAUUCAGUGCUCACAAGGAUGAAAAAGGAGAUAUUUUUGCAAGAGGGGCACAGGAUAUGAAAUGUGUCACAUCAUGGUAUCUAGAGGCAAUCAGGCGAUUGAAGACACAAGGCCAGACUUUCUUAAGGACUAUUCAUCUGUUAUUUACCUCAGAUGAAGAAGUUGGCAGUAAACCAUCAGAAUUAUUUUCCCAGUCAAAAGAUUUUCAAAAACUAAAUGUCACAUUUGGUUUAGAUGAAGGUAUAGCAAGUCCCGAUGAGAAAAUGAGAGUGUUUUAUGGGGAGCGUUCCAUCUGGUGGAUAAAGAUCACAUUCAAAGGACAACCUGGCCAUGGUUCACAGUUCAAGAAGAACCCAGAACAAGGUCUAGGCAGCUUCCUCACAGUUAAUAUGACCCAAAUAGAGGGUGGGGUCCAACCUAAUGUUGUCCCAGCUGCUCUGUCAGCAGUGUUUGACAUGAGGAUUCCACCGACUGAAAACUUGGCAGCAUUGAAGAAGAAGAUUAGUCAGUGGUGCCAGGAGGCUGGGGAUGAUGUAAUAACAGAGAUGCUUGUGGACGGCAACAGUUCAGAAACGGUUUCUCUUACUGAUGAGAACCCCUGGUGGAUUGCUUUCCAGUCAGCUUGUAAAGCAGCAAAUGUGGAACUCCAAACUGAAAUAUUUCCUGCUGCAACUGACAGUCGAUAUUUAAGGAAGUCUGGAGCAGAUAUGAUUGGAUUUUCUCCAAUGAACAACACACCAAUCCUGCUACACGAUCACAACGAAUACCUGAAUGAGAAAGUCUUCAUUCGAGGAGUGGACAUCUACUGCAAGAUUAUUUCAGCACUGGCAAAUGUAGAAGUAUAA